UUGAUAAUGGCCGCACCCCCAGAAUAAACUAGUGGACCAUUCCACUGAGACGCGAGCGAGGGGGGCUGCGUCUACGGAUUUGCCGUGACGCGCGGUGUUCUCGAUGUUUGCGUGCUCGCCAAGGCGGAGAAGAACCGAGUUGCCUGAGCGGAGGGGGAACCAAGCCGAACACAUUCUUUACGGUGAAGAAGCACUAUGGAUGAAAAGGAGCAGUUUGUAAACAUUGAUCUGAACGAUGACAACAUCUGCAGCGUCUGCAAGUUAGAGACGGAAACGGGGACCCUGUCUUUCUGUCACGUGUGCUUUGAGCUUAGCAUUGAAGGUGUCUCCUCUGCUACCUUAUUACAUUCAAAGUCUCUGCGUGGCCACAGAGACUGCUUUGAGAAAUGUCACCUCAUUGCCAACCAGAAGCUGUCACGUUCCAAGGCCUCUCGAAGUGCCUAUGAGGGCAUGAAGUUGGCCCUUAGCCAGAAGCUGACCCGCAUCAUCCAGUAUGCUCAGAACAAAGACUCUGUCUCUCCCAACGGCCCCAGCAGACGUGGGGGCAAGCUUCUUUGUUACAGCCAACAGAAUGACCGCAAGCUCCUACCCCAGUCGGAUGCCCAGGUGCCACGCUACGCGCCGCGCUGGGACACAGCCAAAACUACAGGGCUGCCUGAUUACACCAUGGGCCUGUUGGAGUGCCAAACGGCAGAGGAGCUAGGGCUGCUGCAGGACUGUCAGUCCAAUGAUUGGUCCAAUAACAAGAGGAGGAGUCUAUGUAGUCGGAACCAGCCAGGAGGAGGGCAGACACAGCACCGAGGUCAUGGCCAAAGCAGAGAUGAAUUGUCUAAGAUGAGUGUGGAUGAGCUCCAUCAGCUGAACUCCCAGCUACUGAUGCAGAUUCAGAAGGUUUUUGAGGAGCUGACCGUAGCUGUGCAGGAGAAGGACUCACUGGCAUCGGAGCUGCAUGUGCGUCACAUUGCCAUUGAGCAACUCUUUAAGAACUGUGCCAAGCUGCCCUGGCUGCACAUUAGCAGAGCUGGGGUCAAGGCCAGCAGCAGCAGCAGCAGCAGCAGCAGCGGGCCUGUCGAUUGAGGUGCAAGCUGCAGCUUGUGUCUUCACUGCUUAGAGGAAAGCCAACACUUGAACACAGGCUGUAGUGUGGCUGUCAAUGCCUUUAUACAUGGAUAAGUGACUUUUACACUACGGUGACACUGAGUUUUUAGCUCUGUCUUAGAGCAGCAUUAAGGGCUAGGUUGGCAUGACCUCCAUUCUUGUGGCUACAGUUUUGAUAAAAAUAAUAAUGGUGGAGGGCAACACAUGAAAUGCAACCAGAUCUCCCCCUACCCCAAAUAGUCAGAAUCUAUGCUAAUAACAGGUGAGACUCUGGGUCCAGCACAUAAUGGGGGGGCGGGUGCUUUAAAUAUUUAGCAUACGAUAGACUGAACAGCAUUUUGUCCGUGUGCAUUUACAAACAUGUUUGAUGGUUUUGUUUAAUUUGCUGUAUGUUUCCAUAGUUUCAUUUCAUUUGGUGAAGAUGCCUUUUGCCCUCAAAGUAUGUUAAAUAUAAUAUAACCAAACAUGGGUUAUUUAGCACCACUGACUUCUGCACUGGCUUCUGCAUAUGCGAUAAGUGAGAAGCUAAGUGUAGUGUUUUAUAACAUGCAAUGGAUGAAUAUUCAAUACAAAUUGGCUUUUUUUUUAUACCAGUAUGCACGACUACAAGCAGUCUUCAUCUUCCAGCUGCUCCGUAGGAGUAUAGGGUUUGGAAGUAUGAGUGUUUUUAUUUGUUUUCCAAAUAUUCAAGCUAACCCGACACUUUAUAAAAACUGUUGUCCUCUGACAUAUUUCUGGAUGGCUCAUACACACUACCAGCUAGACGUCCUUUAAAAAUACAGAAUAUAUUCAAGCUCACCAAAAAUGUGAGCUUAAAAUAAGAUCAAGUCUAAUCUGGAUAAGCACAAGUAUCCAUCAGUGUGAGAAAGAGGUUUAUAGUGAAAGUCACAUCUCUGUACCUGCUGAGCAUGUGAAAUACUUUCUCUGAGAGAAAUGUUUCUUUCAAUUAUACAGUUUGGUUUAAAUUUACUACUAUUUCUAGUGAGAUUUACUUGAAGUACAGACCUGUUUGUUGUAUAGCUUCCAAGUACAAGUCACAUGUGACUUUGCACUGAAACAACUGCAUGGUUGAAAAGAAAUAUUGAAAAGAAAAUCAAGCUUUCAAACCAAAGUCUUUCACGAGUGAAAUUUAGGCAUUUGACUCAUUGACCUUUCAGAUGACCUUAUGAGAGUUACAAAUUGAAUCCGUUAUUAAAACUGUAUGAUGCUUCUUGUUUUGUUCACCAUAGAUUUUUACCCUGAACCUUUAGCUGUUACAAUGGUUUUUCAAAAGUAACAGUUUGUUUACCCCCCCACCAGCCCAAGCACUAGGUGAGAGCAUGUGUUACAGCAAUACAAACAGGAUAGUCUGGUCUAUUGUGCCUCUGGUUUCUGGAAGACAAAACAAGAUAAAGGUUAAGAUAAAGUUGAUCAUCACCUUCAGUUUUACUUGACUUAUUAUUCAUUUAUGACCCUAUGCAAGUAAUAGACAAAAAGUCAGCCUUAUCAAAUAGAAAUAUCUAAAACAAUAUUGGUGAUUUGAGUUUUUCCUGGACCUACACUAAUGACCUGGGAAAGAUGUUAAAAUGUGAACGAUGUUUAGAAAAAAUCAGCGUUGUCACUGUUUCUUCGCUCUCUCUUUGUAAGAGAUUUAAUGUAUCUGACCCCUUUUUCGGGUUUCACGUUAAAAUGUUUAGCUUACUUGAAGACAUUUAUUUUGGAUAAAUAUGUGUAGUGUGAGUAUCUGAGAAACUUCAUGGCUGGCCUUUUCAAUCUUUAGGUGCGUGUGCGUGUGUGUUUUACUGGUGUACUGUGCAUAUCUGUAUACUGUUGAAACAUGCCUGGGCCUAUGCCUGUACUCAGCAGAAAAUUUGGGCUGCUUGUUAUUGCUUGUCUUUUUUGGCAGUGUCAUUAACUUUUACUGGAAUAUGUAAACUUACCUGUUCCAUUUUCACCUUCUUUUAUGAACUUGACUCAUAAACUCUUCGGUUUGCGAUUAUUGAGAAAGGCUGCGUUUGUGUUGUGAUCUUUUACAUUUUAUUUAUUGUAUGUGUUCAUUGACGUUACACAAGCUGUGUGAUUUCUGCUUAAAUGACUUUGUAUUUUUUGUAAAGAAAUAUUCCAAUAAAAUUAUUUUACUACA
This is a messenger RNA of Betta splendens (Siamese fighting fish), 3220 nucleotides long. RefSeq names its product chromosome 14 C21orf91 homolog (gene c14h21orf91). Bases 196 to 1077 code for a protein of 293 amino acids. Lineage: Eukaryota; Metazoa; Chordata; Actinopteri; Anabantiformes; Osphronemidae. The transcript is spliced from 5 exons. The record is from RefSeq and is a predicted model, not a curated record.